AGAAUCACACUCUGAUUAUCCUCUCAAGCUCGAGAGGUCCGAAAACGACCGAGGAGCAGGAACGUCCACUUGGUUAAGCUCCGAAACGGCGUCGUAAUACUCUUAUACUCGAAAUUCCGAUAUGGAGUGAUUAGCUUCCGUUGAGCUUGUGCGGUGAUAUUUCAACUGCGGUUGGUUCUGUGUUGUGAGGUUGUAUUGAAAUGGCUAUCGGCAGUGUGAUAUCGAACCGGAAUUUCGGUUCUUUUGUUGGCGCAGGAAGAGUGUGCCAAACCAACCAUGUUGUUGUUCAUAAUAAAGGAGACCGUGUACAGCUUCAGAGGAAAACAGUGUACCAAAGUGUAUGUACUCCAAGGAGCAAUGGUUUUAUAUCUAUAAACUCAUAUAACCCGUGUCUCGGUGCCAACUUUUCUUCAGACGCAAACACACGGCUGUUGUGUGAUGAAGGAAACCAGCUUAAUUUUAUGUCUCUACAGUCUGGUAUAUGGUGCCAGAGCAUUACCAAACAAGGGACUGUAGGAAGAUGCAAAUGCUAUCUCUCUUCAAAUCACUCUUUCAGAAGUUUCAUUCAAUCAAGGAAGCUGAAUACGCUUCAUAACUGGCAAAACCAGAAGGCUGAGAAUGUUAAAGUUAACAGGAUUCGUGCUGAUUACAAGCCGGAGGAUAUUGACAUAAGUGAAACGGAGGUGGAUUCAUUGUCAGGGUCAGGUGAAGCUGUUUUGGCAAAUGGAAAGGUGUCUAGAGUAUUUGCCUGGUGGGAGAUUCCUAAACGUUGGGUGAUUGUGCUCCUUUGUUUCACAGCAUUUCUACUGUGUAACAUGGAUCGUGUGAAUAUGAGCAUUGCAAUACUUCCCAUGUCCAAGGAGUUUAACUGGAAUAGCGCAACUGUUGGAUUGAUUCAGUCCUCUUUUUUCUGGGGCUACCUACUUACUCAGAUUCUUGGAGGCAUAUGGGCAGAUAAAAUUGGUGGGAAGCGUGUCUUGGGAUUUGGAGUGAUCUGGUGGUCGGUGGCUACAGUUUUGACACCUAUAGCUGCAAGAAUCAGUCUUCCUUUCUUGCUUGUUAUGCGUGCUUUUAUGGGGAUUGGUGAGGGUGUUGCUAUGCCUGCUAUGAACAAUAUGCUCUCCAAGUGGAUUCCAGUGUCAGAGAGAAGCAGAGCACUUUCACUAGUAUAUAGUGGCAUGUAUCUUGGUUCUGUCACUGGGUUGGCUGUUUCUCCCAUUCUGAUCCAGAAAUUUAAAUGGCCCUCUGUGUUUUACUCAUUUGGCUCUCUGGGUAGCAUCUGGUUUGCAUUAUGGCUGAGCAAAGCAUAUAGCACACCGAAAGAAGAUCCAGAGCUCAGUGCAGAGGAAAAGGAGCUUAUCCUAGGUGGUAAUGUAUCUAAGGAACCUGUUACUGUUAUUCCUUGGAAGCUAAUUUUAUCGAAGUCAGCUGUUUGGGCCCUUAUAAUCUCCCACUUUUGUCACAAUUGGGGAACCUUUAUUUUGUUAACAUGGAUGCCUACUUACUACAAUCAGGUUUUGAAGUUCAACCUCACUGAAUCUGGGCUUCUCUGUGUCUUACCAUGGUUGACCAUGGCUAUAUUUGCAAAUAUAGGGGGUUGGAUUGCAGAUACCCUUGUCACUAAAGGUUAUUCUGUCACGAAUGUUCGUAAGAUCAUGCAAUCAAUUGGGUUUCUUGGACCAGCCUUUUUUCUUACACAGCUGAGCCGUGUCAAGACACCUGCUAUGGCAGUACUGUGCAUGGCAUGUAGUCAGGGAGCUGAUGCAUUCUCACAAUCUGGCCUCUAUUCAAAUCACCAAGACAUUGGACCUCGCUAUAGUGGAGUAUUGCUGGGGCUGUCUAACACUGCAGGAGUUCUUGCUGGUGUCUUUGGUACAGCAGCAACUGGGUACAUACUCCAGCGAGGUUCUUGGGAUGAUGUAUUUAAGGUGGCUGUUGUAUUGUAUCUCAUAGGAACAGUAAUCUGGAAUUUAUUUUCAACCGGAGAGAAAGUUCUCGACUAAAAAUCCUGUGGAGAAAUGCAAGAAUCAAAAGGAAUGGACGAGCCUGCAGUCUACAUAAUUGUAGAGAUGAAACUAUACAGAGAGAUGGAAGAAAUGUAAACACACCAAAGGGCGGAUCCUGUCUAGUGAGCUAGAGUUUUUCGGUACCAUCUGCAUCAAUCUUUUUGUAACAAACUUCUGAUGCCCUUUCUGGCUGGUGACCCCCCUUUUUAGGUUAAUGCCGUCUUUCAUUCUAGUUCAUGCUUCUAAUGUCGACAACUUAUGGGUAAUUUGCACCACUUUUGCUUUACCAUACAAUGCUAAUAGUACAUGCUUUCUUUAGCUC
Messenger RNA from Argentina anserina (silverweed cinquefoil), 2328 nucleotides. RefSeq names its product ascorbate transporter, chloroplastic. Bases 201 to 2003 code for a protein of 600 amino acids. The record is from RefSeq and is a predicted model, not a curated record. Gene Ontology annotation, biological process: transmembrane transport. NCBI's taxonomy places the organism in Eukaryota, Viridiplantae, Streptophyta, Magnoliopsida, Rosales, Rosaceae. Gene Ontology annotation, molecular function: transmembrane transporter activity. The transcript has 11 exons.